GGGACUCCUCAUGACUCCAUGUUGGACUUUUCACUUUAGAAAGUUCCUGCGAGAGUCAUCAGGACUCCUUACGAUUCCUGCUGGAGUUUUUCAUAAACUUGGGACUCUCGUUAGAGUUUUGCCGGGAGUCUCGACUAGGGCAGUUUUACACGUCCUUUUUAAUGAAACCUUGCUCGAAACAAUCGGACAUAUAUUAACGAAGAUAGAAGCAAAACAAUAGAGAAGACCACUUUUUUAGAAAUUUCGGAGCACCCCCACUUUAAGCUUUUGUAUCUGGGUCAAAUCAGGUCGUAGAACCAUAAAAAAUUGUUUAUAACCGUAGUUUCACGUGGCGAAAAAAAACUAUACGUCAAGUUUGGCCAUUUAAUAGUCAUUCUCGAUGCGCUGUGAAAACUUCUCUUAAGUGCAAUACUAGAGUAUUAGAAUAUGAUGCUUAUUUACUGAUCUGAACUGGGUGAACAAUGAAUACUGAAGUAUAAGCUCAGAACUCUAAGGGAUAUCGUCUGUCUUUUUCCUCAGUUUUAACUUUUCAUUUGUAUUUUUAUAUUUAUUGAAACUUUUCUUUAAGUUCUUGUACCAUGAAAAACUCUCAUCCUGAACAACAAUAUUAUUUCAAUCGGCUAUUCGUGCAACGAUAAUCAUUUUAUCUGUGUGAAGAAUGAAAGAAAGUUGAAUAAAAUAUCUUUUGACCAUAGUAUACAAUUCUGUUUGACCUGUACUCUAUAUCUAUCUCUUUAUUUUUUGCACAAAUAAAUUCAAAAUAGAUCGACCAUGACAUGUGAAUCAUCUCAACAGAAGAAGAGAAAACAUGUGUUCGUCAAUAAGUCUUUUAUUUAAAACAAUCUAGUUGUGAAAAUAAGAAGUUAUUUAAUCAUGAAGUAGAAAUAUUGCAAAAAUAAGCCGAUAAGUACGAAAAACUCCAGAUGACGGAAGGUAGGUGUUCUGUUGUGUGAAAUAAGUUUUUACUGAUCGUGCUUCGUUCUCAGUGACUACAAUGAAUGAAAUGGCUAGUAGUCCUCCAAAAGAUACAAUCGCAACAACACCGGUCUUAGCAACUAAUCUACCAGUGUCGACGAACCAAAGAGAAAAGAAGGACUCAGUUAAUGCGGAUGAACCAGUUACGAAUCAAGUGUCACCGAUGAAUAAUUUUCCAUUAUUUAUGAGUCUUACACUUCGAUCACUUGGAAUUAUAUUUGGCGAUAUGUGAGUAGCUGGUAGUUCAAUAUAUUUAAGAUUAAUUCUAUUAGUCUACCAAUUAAUAGAUUAGAAUUUGCAGUUAAUUUCUGACAUUUUGAUAGAUUCUUAGAUUAAAAAUCGUUUUUUUACUCUUACUGAAGUUUCAAAAUCAUGAUUAAACGUUCAUUGCAAAAAACUAACAAUCCUAAUAGAUUUUUUGAUGAUGUAAAUAUCGCUGGAGCUGAGAACGAUAGAAUAAAAUUUACAUUACAAAAGACAGUUUACUGUAUUUUUCUGAUACUUUCUGAAUACACUCUCGUUGUUUUGAAUCGCAGAUAGAAGUAUAUAUGUACGUAUUUAAUACAUCGUUUCUUUCAUGCAGUGGUACAUCACCACUUUACGUUGUACAAACCGUAUUUUCAAAUAUUAACGAACCAAGUGAACAACAAUGUGUGGGAGUAAUUAGUUUAAUAAUAUGGAAUUUAAUUGUCGUUGUUUCAAUCAAAUAUGCUAUUUUUAUUUUAAUGGCCGAUAAUCGGGGCGAAGGUGGUACAUUUGCACUUUGUGGUUUACUAACCGGUGAAUCAAGUCCACUUCGUAGAAAAGCAAAAAGAGUAGUGGCCGUGAUAUCAAUUUUAGCAGCAUCUUUGUUAAUCGGUGAUGGUGCUUUAACGCCUGCCAUUUCUGUUCUUAGCGCUGUUGAAGGUUUAGCUAUAUCAGCUCCAAAUUUACAGAACUGGAUUCUUCCAAUCACCAUAAUUAUUAUUAUUUUACUCUUUCUUGGUCAACAAGUUGGUACGGGAAGAAUUGGUAUAGCAUUUGGUCCAGUUAUGAUUGUAUGGUUUUUAACAUUAUUUUGUACUGGUAUUUGGCGUGUUACAUUUCAUCCAAAAAUUUUAAGAGCAUUUAAUCCAUUUGAAGCAUUAAACUAUCUCCUUCGAGAGAAAAAAACCGGCUUCUUUCAAAUUGGUAGCAUAUUUUUAUCUAGUACAGGUUUAGAAGCAUUGUAUGCUGAUUUAGGACAUUUUGGACGUUGGCCUGUUAGAACGAGUUGGUUUCUUCUUGUAUUACCAGCUGUUACAAUGAAUUAUUUAGGUCAAGGUGCUUUAUUAGCAACAAAUCCAACUUUGAUUACGAAUCCCUUUUACAAUGCUGCACCAGGAUGGGCGCGGUGGCCAUUGAUUAUAUUGGCAACAAUAUCAACAAUAAUAGCAUCUCAGGCAAUUAUCACUGGAUGUUUUUCACUGAUUAGUCAAGCUUCUAGUCUUGGUUUUUCACCACCGUUUGGAGUUCAGCACACCAGUAAAACAAUCAUUGGGCAAAUUUAUGUACCGGCUAUUAAUUGGACACUGAUGUUUUUAACAUUAGCCGUUACAUUAUAUUUUCGAAGUAGUUCUGGAUUGACUCAUGCUUACGGUGUUACUGUAUGCUGUGUAAUGUUAAUAACCACCGUAUUGUACAUGUGUAUUAUACGCUAUACAUGGCGACGAUCAUGGAUAUUUGUUGUUCUGUUUGGAGUGUUUCUCGUUAUUGAUUGUAUUACAUUAAGUAGUAACCUUGUAAAAUUUGCCGAAGGUGCAUGGGUGGCAUUACUCAUUGCAACAUUCUUUUUUAUACUUGGCUUUUGUUGGUAUUAUGGUCAAGGCAAACUUCGUCGGUAUUUACAUUUCAAUUCUCGAACAACCAGUCUUUCUCAACUUCCCCGUCGAUUUGGACUAAUGAACAAGCGACUAACAAUAUUACCAUCUGAUGGUCGACAAGCAUCACCAACAUCGUUGAAUGGUGAGACAAAUGGUCAGCUCAGUGUACGACAUCAUCAAGAAGAGUCCAAUUCAGAUUCAGAGAGUAGUAAUGACGAAUAUCAUGAAAAACGAACAAUAAGAAACUAUUCUAAUGGUAAUGGUAAUGGUCAUGUGUCACUGGUAAAAGAUGUUGAAAUUACAACUGUUGGCAGUGGAGCUGAUUUUCACAGUAGUUCUGGAAUAACAGCAUCAAUUACACCUGGCAUAGGUGUAUUUUUAACAACAUCAUCAACUCAUACUCCUCAUGUUUUUGAAAAUUUAUUAAGCCGCCUACAUGCAGUACCACAAGUAAUUAUAUUCUUGAAAAUAUCUCAUGCUGGCGUACCAAUAUUAUCAAAUGAAAAACGUUUAAAAAUUAAAACCUUUGGUAAUCAAAGGAUUUAUCAUAUCACAGCACGUUAUGGUUAUUCUGAAAAUAAAAUUCAUGUAUUAGAUAUAUUAAAACUUGCUGCUUCGACCAAUGGCGUUCCUAUUUCAAAUGAAGCCAACAUUACAUUUUUUAUACCAAAUUCCACGAUAAUAAUCAACAAAAAUGGAUGGAAAACAUGGAUUACACGGUGGCCACUCUUUAUUUAUGCAUUUUUGAAAAGUUUAUAUCCUGGCGCAGCUAAAGAUUUAGCAUUGUCACCGGCAAACACAGUUAGUGUUGGUAUACUAGCACUUAUUGAUCUAAUGAGACCAUUCGAAAUGACAAAUAAACACAUUCAAAAAUUAUAUAAUAAAUUUUCAUAUGAUCUUAAUUUAGCAUUAACAGUUACCGUUGAACAAAAAAAACCAUUGGAAUUAUUAAAUGAUUUAAGAUUUUCACCCACCUAUUUAACAACAGAAAAUUAUGAAAAUUUAACAUAUCAAGAUGGAAAACAUUUAAUUGUACAAUUGACGCCGGAAUAUUUAUUAUUGCUAUAUGUUGAAAUUAAGUCUAAAGAACAAGGCGUACUACAUAUUUGUCAUGAAUAUAUUGGCACACCAGAAUGGCUCAAACAAAUAUCAGGCUACAUUUUAUUCCGAUACAUAUCGAAUCGUAUUCAAAAUUUUUGUACAAUUGAAGCAAUUGAUACCACCAUUAGUACUCCAUUGACGCUUGUGUUUCCUUAUUCGUGCAUAUAUUCGAGAUUGAACUCAGCCAUUCUAUUGUCAUGGUCAAAUGAUUUUGGUAAUACGGAUGUGAUUGGAGUUGAUGUUGGAAAAUUAUUGAAUGAAUGUCUUGUCGAAUAUAAUCUUGAGUUUUAUGUCAAAACGGUUCUGACUGAUUCAACAGCAAUUUUAUUUGGACAUCGAUGGAAAAAUCGUUCAAUAACUGUUUCAUGUUUUCUUGAUUCAACAUUUAAUGUCACCUAUAUUGAACCACGAUUAACAUUUGAAAAAUUAAAAAAUGAACGUUUUCUUGAUUAUUUUGAAAAGGAACCAAUGACUCAAAGUGCAAUGAUCUCUCUAACAAUUGGAACCUAUGGUGAUGCAGAUUUUCUCAAUACUUUUGAUAAUCUCUUGACUAAUUAUGAUCAUGAAUUGGAUGAGGCUUCUCUAUAUUGUGGUCAAAAUUGUUUACAAAAACUACUAACAUCUGUUUCUCUAGGCGAACUUGUCCGCAUUAUUAUUAAUGAUUUUAGAAAUCGUCAUUUAAUAUUACAACAUUCAAUUGACGAUAUUCAAAAUAAAAUGAUUAAUGUUAGCAUGAAAACAUUAUCAAAACGAAACAUGUUCUAUAGUAAAUAUAUAAAUGAUAUUGAUAAUGAUUCAGAUACAUACAAACGUACAAAAGAAAUUUUACAAUUAAUUGGAUUUUCAAAUGUGAAUGCAAUGGAUUGUGCCGUUCUAAAAUAUGUGUGUCAUUUGGUAUCAAAACGUGCCGCUUAUCUUUGGGCUAUCAUAUUGACAGUCAUCAUAGAACGAACAAAACAACCUAAUGUUGGAAUUAUUUGUGAUGGAAUUAUGUUUAGAAAACAUUCAAUGAUGAGACGAAUAAUGCAAGCAUUGGUUAGAAAACUAUUGAAAAACGGUACAGAAGUUGAUUUUAUCAAAACAGAGUUAGGUGUGAGUUAUGGAACAGGUGGUUAUGGUUUUGGUGCUGGCUCAAUUCCUCUCUGUGCAUCUAGUCCAUAUGGCGCGGUACGUUUGACACCCGAUACAGGAAAUGUAUUAGAUAUACCAGUUGCAUUUGAACAUUAUGGUGGAUACCAUUAUGGUGAUAGUCACAUUAAUAUUUUUUCACAUACUCAUAUGGUGGGUGCAGGCGUUCAAGAUUAUGGACAAAUAGGUUUAAUACCUGUUCAAGUAAAUAAAAUUGAAGAUCUGGAACGAAUGAUAUCAAAAUCACAUGGUUAUCGAAGUGCUUUCUCACAUAGCAAUGAAGUAGCACAACCUGGUUAUUAUGAAGUUUAUCUUCAAACGCAUCGAGUUAAAGUUCAACUAACAGCGGUAGAACAUGCAGCUGCACAUCAAUAUAUAUACGAUAAAAGUGCAAAUAAAAAAUAUGUUGUAUUAAUUGACAGUAGUUAUAGUUUAGACUUGAAGGCAUGUAAUAAUAGUCAGGUUGAAAUUGAUCUAGAAAUGAAUGAAGUACGAGGAUGGAUACUAUUUGACGGAGCACUAUCACAGAGAUUUGGUGGUGUUCGAACCUAUUUUGUUGUAUCUUUUUCACGUCCUGAUAUCACAGAUUAUGGUAUUUGGAAUGAUAGUAAACUUUAUCCAAAACAAUUGAAUGCCAGUCAAUGUAAUUCUGGAGCUUAUCUAACAUUUCUUAAUGAACAAGUAAAUAUUUUAGUUGGAAUUAGUUUUGUUUCGAUUGAACAAGCCAGAGUGAAUUUACAAAUGGAAACGGGAUAUCAGUCCUUUGACAAAAUAUUACAAUCUGUGCAAACAAAAUGGUUAGAUGAAUUUAAUCGAUUUGAAAUUGAUGGUUGGAAUAAUGAUGAAAUAAUUAAGUUUAAUACAGCAUUAUAUCAUAGUUUGAUGAGUCCAACUAUUUGGAGUGAAGCAAAUGGUAUUUAUUUGGGAUGGGAUGGACAAAUAAAAGUAAAACCAGAUCAUAUGGAUCAUGUCUAUACUGAUAUGAGUAUUUGGGAUGUAUUUCGUACUCAGUUUCCAUUUAUUCUAUUGCAUGAUAGUAAGCGUAUGAAUGAUAUUGUCUCAUCAAUUAUGUUAAACUAUGAACAGGGUGGUGAUCUACCAAAAUGGCCGUUUGCUAAUGGCUAUACUGGAUGCAUGAUUGGUUCUCAUUCGGAUAUUAUUUUAAGUGAUCUUAUUGUAAAAAAUGAACAUUCUGAAUUUUUAAAUUUAUCUCAAGUUGUUCAAGCAGUUCGUCAAGUCGCAAACACAAAUCAAAUACAUGAUGCACGAUGGGAUCCUCCUCAAUAUAUUAAACUCGGUUUUGUGCCUUACGAACAAGAUCCAGCUGCUGCCUCAUUAACUUUAAGUUAUGCUUAUGAUGAUUAUGCAAUAGGCAACAUUUUAUCAGCCGUUGGAUUAAAAGAUGAAGCAAACGAAUACUAUAGUCGUUCAAAAUGGUAUAAAAAUAUUUGGGAACCAACAAAAAAGUUUUUUUGUCCAAAACUAAAUACCACAAAUCAGUUCGAUUGUCCAAGUGAAUUAGGUUUAUUGGAUGUAUUCGAUACUCGUUAUGUUGAAGGUGAUGCAUGGCAUUAUCGAUUUUUUGUUCCACACGAUACUAAUGGACUAAUAGAAUUAUUUGGCGGAACGAAUGAAUUUGUAAAAGAGUUAGAAAUAUUUUUUAAAAAUGGUCAAAUUUGGCAGACAACAACAUUACCAAAUCCAUAUUAUUGGCCAGGAAAUGAACAUGAUCUCUUUAGUGUGUGGCAGUUUAGUUAUGCCAAUCGAAUUGAUUUAACUCAAUUGUUUUCGAGAUGGUUAGUAAAGCAUGCAUUUUCCAAUCAACCAGAUGGUAUUCCAGGCAAUGAUGAUUAUGGUGCAAUGUCGGCAUGGUAUAUCUUUGCUAGUAUGGGUAUUUAUCCUCUCGCUGGUAAUUCAUCAUACAUUCUUGGAAGUCCAAAUUUUAAUAAAAUUACAAUUAAGAGAAAUAAUGGUAAUUGCACACUGAAUAUUAUAGCACAUGAUAAUUCGGAUCAAAAUGUAUAUGUAAAAAAUGUUUUAUUAGAUGGAGUACCACUAACAACAUUUCCCUUUAUUGAUCAUGUUCAACAUUUAACAUGUUCAUCCGCAGAAAAACAAUCAAUUCAACUCGAUUUUUAUAUGACAGAUAAAGCCACCGAAUAA
Molecule: messenger RNA, 7208 nt
Organism: Didymodactylos carnosus
Lineage: Eukaryota; Metazoa; Rotifera; Eurotatoria; Philodinida; Philodinidae
Source: the annotation of a GenBank genome assembly